GCUUUCCUUUCCUCCCUCGUAGCCUAUUGAGAGGGAGACUAGCAUGAACCCAUUGAUCACGAUCAUCACAUAUCAAUAAAAUAUUUCAAAUUUUUUUUUCCCUAAAACAGAGAGACUUACAAAAAAGGUUACGCUACCUUGAUGUCUGUGCAUGCGACAUCGAUACAGAGCACAUCGGUUAUCAUCUCCUGUCUCAUAUGAAUCAAUUCACUAAUUAAUUAAUUCAUUUUUUUGGACAAAAUCCCACUCGAAGCUGCUGUAGAGUUUGAUGCUUUAAUUGCAUUAUUCGUCCAAUAGUGUGCGCCAGUUCUUACAUGAUUCAUCAUUUCAUUCAUUUGUCAGCUUCCGGGGUUUAAAGAUAACACGUUACAGUUCUUCUAGUUCCGCUUGGAGCUCUCUAUUAAGAUCCUCUGUUAGUUUUCUGCAGCAUUUGCAUUGAUCGAUCCGAGGCGUUUUUGUUCAAGAGUUCACAGCCAUGGCGUCCCGAAGGAUCUCUGCUCUGCUCUGCCGUUCUCUCUCCCCUGCUUCCAAAUCUUCAAGUUUUUUUGGACGGUUUCGUGUCAGCCAGUUUAGCACCUCUACUGCAGUUGAGGAGCCAAUCUGCCCACCUGUCCAGAUAAAUUAUACUCAGCUUCUCAUCAAUGGAGAAUUGGUGGAUGCUGCAUCAGGAAAAACUUUUCCAACCUUUGAUCCCCGGACCGGAGAUGUGAUUGCUUAUGUUGCUGAAGGCGAUGCUGAAGAUAUUAAUCGUGCAGUCUCCGCUGCUCGCAAGGCGUUUGAUGAGGGGCCAUGGCCCCGGAUGUCUCCUUAUGAAAGGUCACGGAUAAUUUGGCGCUUUGCGGAUUUGCUUGAGGAGCACAGCGAUGAAAUUGCAGCACUUGAAACUUGGGACAAUGGGAAGCCUUAUGAACAGGCUGCAAAUGCUGAAUUGCCACUAUUGAUUCGAACCUUUCGAUAUUAUGCUGGUUGGGCAGAUAAGAUUCACGGCCUCACGGCUCCUGCUGAUGGAUUGCACCAUGUCCAGACAUUGCACGAACCCAUCGGUGUUGCAGGGCUAGUAGUUCCGUGGAAUUUUCCGCUUAUGUUGUACUCUUGGAAGGUUGGGCCUGCACUCGCAUGUGGUAACACUAUUGUACUAAAGACCGCAGAGCUGACACCAUUGUCUACCCUCUUUGUCUCAAAGUUGUUCCACGAGGCUGGACUUCCUCCUGGUGUCUUAAAUGUGGUUUCUGGCUUUGGUCCUACUGCUGGUGCAGCUCUUGCUAGUCAUAUGGAGGUGGACAAGCUUUCUUUCACUGGGUCAACUGAGACGGGCAAAAUUAUACUUGAAUUGGCUGCAAGAAGCAAUCUUAAGCCGGUGACUUUAGAGCUUGGAGGAAAAUCUCCUUUCAUCGUCUGUGAAGACGCCGAUGUUGAUAUGGCUGUUGAGCUUGCGCACAAGGCCCUUUUCUUUAAUCAGGGACAAAGUUGCUGUGCUGGGUCUCGCACAUAUGUGCAUGAGCGUGUCUAUGAUGAGUUUGUAGAGAAAGCAAAGCAACGUGCUUUAAAACGCGUUGUUGGAGAUCCUUUCAAGCAGGGCGUUGAACAAGGUCCUCAGAUUGACUCCAGCCAGUUUAAUAAAAUCAUCAAGUUUAUAAGAUCUGGGAUUGAAAGCGGUGCUACCCUUGAAUCUGGAGGCGAAAGAUUUGGCUCCAGAGGCUACUUUAUUCAGCCCACUGUUUUCUCCAAUGUGCAGGACGACAUGUUGAUAGCAAAAGAUGAGAUCUUUGGCCCCGUACAGUCCAUCUUGAAAUUCAAGGAUCUUGAUGAGGUGAUUCAGAGAGCAAACGCAACUCGCUAUGGACUCGCAGCUGGAGUUUUUACCCAGAACAUAGAGACGGCCAACACCCUGUCUCGUGCUUUGAGAGUUGGCACGGUGUGGAUCAACUGUUUUUUCGUCUUCGAUGCUGCAAUUCCUUUUGGUGGCUACAAGAUGAGCGGGCAAGGAAGAGAGAAGGGACUCUAUGGACUAAAUAGCUACUUGCAAGUGAAGGCUGUUGUCACUCCUCUGAAAAAUCCCGCAUGGUUGUAAUAUUUUUAGCACACCUCCUCUGAUUACAUAUAUGUACUGGCAGCAGCAUCAGUUGGUGAGGCUACAAUUUGCAUAAAUAAAGUGGUACUACUACUCAUUUCUUUGUUUUUAA
Molecule: messenger RNA, 2183 nt
Organism: Malania oleifera
Lineage: Eukaryota; Viridiplantae; Streptophyta; Magnoliopsida; Santalales; Ximeniaceae
Product: benzaldehyde dehydrogenase, mitochondrial-like
Exons: 11
Coding region: 476-2071 (531 amino acids)
Molecular function (GO): aldehyde dehydrogenase (NAD+) activity
Source: RefSeq, a predicted model, not a curated record